AUGAAUGCUUUAAAAAAACUCUUGGCGUUUAUUUUCCUCAAAAUUUUGGAUGUUGGAUUUGGGCAAGAUAAUUGUGUGUUUCUGAGGGAGGGAGAWRCAUCGCCCWCCGAGCAAGUCAGCCCUCCUGUCAUGAAUUGGUAUGAAACUCCUUCUGUUGUAUCACUGUCACCAGAGUGCACCGGUGAAUACCCGCUUGGCAUGGAAAGUGGUGUCAUUACAAGACAACAAAUAUCAGCAUAUACAACGUGGAAUAAAUACUAUGCACCCGCCAAUGGUAGGCUUAAUUUUCCCGCAGAGAGAGGCCAGCAGCCCGCAUGGGCAUCAAAACAUAACGACCUAAAACAGUGGUUCCAGGUCGAUUUUAAUAGAAAUGUSAGRAUURCAAAGUUUGCUACACAGGGUAGAGGCAACAGAGAUCGAUGGACCACUAAAUACAAGCUUCAAUAUCAUGAAGAAAAUCCGUCUACUGCGCUCAACACAUAUCAAGAAGCUCCUGGAGUCGACAAGGUACAUAAAUAA
Exaiptasia diaphana is the source of this 519-nucleotide messenger RNA. Its product is annotated as retinoschisin-like. Lineage: Eukaryota; Metazoa; Cnidaria; Anthozoa; Actiniaria; Aiptasiidae. The transcript is spliced from 3 exons. The record is from RefSeq and is a predicted model, not a curated record. Bases 1 to 519 code for a protein of 172 amino acids.